This is a messenger RNA of Carya illinoinensis, 2093 nucleotides long. RefSeq names its product glucan endo-1,3-beta-glucosidase 14-like. The record is from RefSeq and is a predicted model, not a curated record. The coding region runs from base 374 to 1582 and encodes 402 amino acids. Gene Ontology annotation, cellular component: plasma membrane. Gene Ontology annotation, molecular function: hydrolase activity, hydrolyzing O-glycosyl compounds. Gene Ontology annotation, biological process: carbohydrate metabolic process. NCBI's taxonomy places the organism in Eukaryota, Viridiplantae, Streptophyta, Magnoliopsida, Fagales, Juglandaceae. The transcript has 3 exons.
UUGACAAGCUAGGCAAGCUGAAGCCUAAAACCGUACGUUAAGCCCUCCAAAACAGAGUACUUCAAACAAGAAAAGGGUUGGAAGAUGACGAAGACAUUUUCAAGUUGAAGAAGAUCGGAAACCUUUUUAAGUCAUUUAAAACCUCUUAAGAGGUAAGCGCCGAAGGCCCAAAGCUAGCCAACUUUGACAAGCUAGGCAAGCUGAAGCCUAAAACCGUACGUUAAGCCCUCCAAAACAGAGUACUUCAAACAAGAAAAGAAAGGAAUUCAUAGCAGCAUAUAUACCUAUCUCUCUAGAUCCCCAAGGCUUCCCUUUCUCAGCUUAAUAUUCUUCGAUCUCUCUGUCUGAUCUCUCACGCACACACGCUCACAUAAUGGCAGAUUUUAGGAGUAGAAUGGCCGUGAGCCAUUUUUUUAUCAUAUUUUCUCUGAUCUACUUCUCAGGCUUUGGAUUUCUUCAAGGGAUCACAGCACUUGGAAUCAACUAUGGUCAAGUGGGAGAUAAUUUGUUAUCACCCCAAAAAGUCCUCCAUCUUUUAAGCUCCCUUAAGCUAACAAAAGCUAGAAUCUACGACACCAAUCCUCAAAUAUUGACGGCAUUCGCCAACUCCAACAUAGAACUCAUUGUCACAGUCGAAAACGAAAUGCUAGCUCAGUUGAUCGACCCACAACAAGCCCUUCAGUGGGUCAGCACCCAUAUCAAGCCUUACUUUCCUGCUACAAGAAUCACCGGAAUAGCAGUCGGAAACGAGAUAUUCACCGGCGACGACUCAACUCUAAUGGCGUAUCUUGUUCCAGCCAUGGUCAGCAUUCAUGGUGCUCUAGUUCAAUUAGGUCUAGACUCACACAUUCAAGUCUCGACACCAAGUUCUCUUGCUGUUCUUGCCGAGUCAUAUCCACCUUCGGCCGGAAGUUUCAAAAGCGAAGUCUACGCCACAAUGUCUCAAGUACUAAAGUUCUUGGCAAGCACCAAAUCACCCUUUUGGAUCAAUGCCUAUCCAUAUUUUGCAUAUAAGGAUGACCCAGAAAGGAUUUCUCUGGACUACGUUCUUUUCAAUCCUAAUUCAGGAAUGGUCGAUCCUUAUACCAAGCUGCACUAUGACAACAUGCUCUAUGCUCAGGUAGAUGCAGUCAUUUUUGCUAUGGAUAGGAUGGGUUAUGGCGGAAUAGAGGUUAGAGUCUCUGAAACUGGUUGGCCUUCGAAAGGGGACCUCAAUGAAGUUGGUGCCACGAUAGAGAAUGCUGCCGUUUACAACAGGAACUUGCUGAGAAGGCAACUGCAGAAUGAAGGGACACCUUUGAGGCCUAACAUCAGGGUUGAAGUUUAUCUUUUUGCUUUGUUUAAUGAGGAUUUAAAGCCAGGACCAACUUCAGAAAGGAAUUAUGGCCUGUAUCAUCCAGAUGGAACCAUGUCUUACAAUAUAGGACUCUCUACCUUAUCAAGCACUUCCUCAACUUCAGCAACUUCCAUUUUUCUUACUUCCUCUGCCACAAAGGCUGCAAAAAUGGAAAACGAAAGCUUGGUGUACUCGAUGAUUGUGUAUUUGCUGACCUUCCAAGUUUUGAUGAGAAGACAAACUUAAGCAAAUGGACCAAGUUGAUCAUGAUGUAAAUACCCCUUUUUAUUUUUUGGGAAGAAAAAAUUGGGGCUUAAGCUUAGCUAGGGUCUUUUUGCAUUACUUCUAGUACUUGCAAAAUAGAAACCCUCUAAAGAAUCUCAACUAUGACCUUAAUUAAAGACCAGCUUUAGUAUCAUUCAUAAUGGUAAAGGUAAUCAACUAGUAUCAAGCAACUUUCCAAAAUUGAAGUGUAUUGAUGGUCGUUAUUUAAGGACUUCAAUUUAUAAUCAAUACCAACCUCACAAUCAGCUGUCACUUCCUUUACGACUAACAAAGAUCAAGUGAUCAUGAUCUUAUGUCAUGCGGUGGAUAUGGGAAUGGGAUAAACCGGCCAUCCUAUCUUAAUUUCUUGUCAUAUAUAGUGGAAUAUGUAUACGAUCUAGACUUUAUUCUUCAACUUUUGUCAUUUUAUUACGAUAUUUGCGCAUGUACAAAGACACUAGCAAAUUGAGAAAAAUCUUUGUCACAUUGGUUA